Messenger RNA from Epinephelus moara (kelp grouper), 2394 nucleotides. RefSeq names its product zinc finger protein-like 1 (gene zfpl1). NCBI's taxonomy places the organism in Eukaryota, Metazoa, Chordata, Actinopteri, Perciformes, Serranidae. The record is from RefSeq and is a predicted model, not a curated record. Gene Ontology annotation, cellular component: Golgi apparatus. The transcript is spliced from 8 exons. The coding region runs from base 176 to 1165 and encodes 329 amino acids.
AAGCGGAAGAGACGUGGCACAUAAACAGAGAGAGGAAGGAAACAGCUAGCUGCAGCCAAGUUUUCCCGAUGACAGCUUCUGGAGUCGCCUUCCAUGUGAAUUUGACACGGAAGCUUCAAUGACAGUCGUUCAACAUCACCUGAAAGCAACGGGGCUCCAAUAAAGUCAGGUGGCUAUGGGUCUCUGCAAGUGUCCAAAGAGAAAGGUGACCAAUUUAUUCUGCUUCGAACAUCGUGUAAAUGUGUGUGAGCAUUGCCUGGUCUCCAACCACAACAAGUGUAUCGUGCAGUCAUAUUUGCAAUGGCUCCAGGACAGCGACUACAACCCCAACUGCACUCUGUGUAAUACUCCGCUGAAUGCUCAAGACACCGUCAGGCUCGUCUGCUACGAUGUGUUCCACUGGUCCUGUCUUAAUAACUUGGCCUCUCGGCUGCCCCUCCAUACGGCUCCAGCGGGAUACCAGUGUCCCACCUGUCAGGGUCCAGUGUUCCCCCCUUCCAACCUUGCCAGCCCAAUUGCUGAUGUGCUGAAAGAACAGCUGUCGUCUGUUAACUGGGCCAGAGCUGGUUUAGGGUUGCCGCUGAUUGAAGAGCCCAUUGGGGGCCUUGAGGAGACCACAGCUCAUGAUGUCACUGAUUACACCGACUGGUCAACAUUUGAUGCACAAGAACAAAGUAACAUUUACCCCAGCCACUCUUACAACACCAGCCUCAGCCCUCCACCAAAUUCUGUCUCAGCUCCAGCACAGGAGGACCUCGGAGGUCCUCGUAAAAACGGGGAUCCAAAACUGCAGGAGCACACUGUGGUUAACUUCACCAAUGCCACUGCCUGUGACACAGUUACACUACACGCAGCAUCGUCACCAAGAAAGAUCUAUGACACGCGGGACGGAGGUCACAGCUCUGUCACACAGAUUGAUUUUGAUGACGACAAGUACCGGCGACGGCCAACGCUAAGUUGGUUUGCUCAAAUUCUCAAAAAUCGCACAGGAGGAAAGCGGACAUCUCUGUCCUGGAAGCAGCGCGUCUUCAUGCUUCUUCUGGUCGGAGUUCUUGGAUUCUUUACGUUGAUAAUCAUCAUGGCUAAACUUGGGCGUGCCUCUGCUGGCUCUGACCCAAAUCUAGAUCCUCUUCUUAACCCCAACAUCCGUGUGGGGAAAAACUGAUUAAAAAAAGCAUCGAUUCCUUCUCUUCCUUCUGUGUUACACAUGUAAGCACGUGUAGAACGAGCUGAAAUGGGACUUUCUAAUACACGGUUAGCCCAACAGAGGGAGCCGUUUACCCAACUUGAGUGGAAAAGAGAAAGAGACGCUGCACCUCUGUAGAAUGGAGGCAAUCUCUGGUCAGGUCAGUAGGAACAUGCCAGGGCCCUUCACAGACCCUAAAACAAAUCUCACGACAUUCAGAAACUUUCCUGUGAUCGAUCCAAACAACCCACAAACUCCAAAGGUGACCGAGGCCCGGGGCAUGUAGACGAAGGAUCAGGUUAUUGUGGCUUUGAAAAGCUAACAAUGAAAAGAGGUAGUAUUUAUAUUUACAAUUCCAGCUAACAUUUAUCAGUGAUCUUUGUAAUUUUUUUUAAGUUAAGUAGAAUCAAUAGAAACAUGGUUGAUGUUGAAAGAACAUCUUUAGCUGGCUGAAUUGUCCAAUAACUUCUACACGGUUAUAAACUGAUUCCACCUGCUGAUUUAAUUUGAGUGCGUUUCUCCUUUAGAGAAGAUUUCGCCCUCACAAAUGGGAUCAAAUAUACCCCAACACUUUAAUUAAUACAUAACAUAACUAUUUAUGGGUGUCUGCAUUACUUCUGAAAUUGAGUGCAUUGCUUUUAGAUUUGCCAUACAUAACUGUAUGUACAUUUUCCUGAUGUUUUUUGACUGUCUAUUAAAUGGGAAUACUACACACUGUCAGUAUUACAAUGUUAUUUAAAGUCCAUCAUCAAUUAUCUGCAGCUGUGUACAGGCAAAAUCAAGAGUGAAGAGUUUCUAAUAUGUCAGUCGUGUAGUGCAGCUUUGAUGAGAAUAAUAUAUCAUUGAAUAUAUUUAUUCAUUAUUAUUUGAGUGCAGUAGCUCAAACUAAAAUGUAAUUCCACUGCCCAGUUCUCAUAAAGCAGCUACUGGCUGCAAAAAACAUAUUAAUGCUAUCACAGACUGGUGAUAAUAACAGUCAAGAAUAUCUCACACACUAGAUGCAGUGAUGGGCUCUGUGUGUACCACACUGUAAAUUACUGCACUUCUUUUCAAAGCAACAUUUGCACUCAAGUGACAUUUAUGAAUAAUUACUUAAAUGAACAGAACUGGAGAAGAGACAGCAAGUAACCGCUCUCUUACUUGCUUUUAUAACACCGGUAUCUCACUAUGGCAAGACACUGCAUAUAUGUCUGGCUUCAAAAUAAACA